This is a messenger RNA of Vespula vulgaris, 7906 nucleotides long. RefSeq names its product probable G-protein coupled receptor Mth-like 1 (gene mthl1). The transcript has 12 exons. The coding region runs from base 1796 to 3346 and encodes 516 amino acids. Gene Ontology annotation, molecular function: G protein-coupled receptor activity. The record is from RefSeq and is a predicted model, not a curated record. Gene Ontology annotation, cellular component: membrane. NCBI's taxonomy places the organism in Eukaryota, Metazoa, Arthropoda, Insecta, Hymenoptera, Vespidae. Gene Ontology annotation, biological process: G protein-coupled receptor signaling pathway; cell surface receptor signaling pathway.
CUUCACGUUCUUUUAAUUUUCGCAAUUCGCGACUUGUUGAUUCUUCGUGAAACGAAUAAGUAAUUACAGUGAAUAUCUUUUAUUUAGUGAAACGAUAAAGUUGUUUUAUCGUGUAAAGUGUGCAUUCGUGGAGUCGAUAAACGUGACUGUAGUAAACCGAAGGACGAUAUCGAUCGAGAUAAUCAUGAAUAGGAAUAAGGAAAAGAAGGCUCGCGAAAUGAGGUCUCCUUCUUGGAUCGCUGCACUCAGCGAGCGUAUAAACAUCCCGAUGCAGCUGCAACUUAUAAUCCUUUCUUCGUCGAGCCUUCCUAACUGUUAUCACCUAAGUACGCCUACGUAGACAUAUCCUACUCCUGCUUUGUCUCUCGUACACGUUAACGUGUGUACAUAUACGAGGUCGUUCCACACAAUUUCCAAGAGGAGGGGGCCCCAAAUACAACGCGUCAAAUGGGUUUCCAGUAUCUGAACAUCAUCUCGGCACUGAAGAUAAUUUGGAGACGUUCUCACGCGCGUCGGUAUCGUUGGAAAUGGAGAUUUAAGAAGAAGGAGCAACGAUCAAGGGAUAAGAAGGAAUCAAACUCGAUGAUUUCCGGCUAGACGUUCCCAUUCGAAGAGCAGGAGUGUCCAUUCGAAACACGUUAUUUGGAUCGUCGAUUUUCCCGUCAUAACGAGUGAAAGGCGUCGUUUAUCGGUGUCACUACUUCCGGGGGUAUACAAGAGGAGGGGUGACAAGAGAGGGUGAACCGAGUGUACGACGUGGAGGAGUGGAAGAGAGAGAGAGAGAGAGAGAGAGAGGCGUGCAGUAAUGCGCCGAAUGACGGGGCAGUCUCAUAGGACAAUCGUCCAGGACUCGGAGAAGUGGGGUGGACUAGGGUGCGAGGGGGUUGGAAGGGUGUCGAAAUGCAAUUCAUCACAACAGAGACAGAGAGCUCUCCCACUAGUACCACCCUCUCUAUCCUCUCGCACGCACCCAACGCAUCAAUCUUCUUCUCCAACAAUGUUCGCGUAAAUUACCCUCAUCGAUAUCAAAGUGACGAGGGUAGUGCUGGUGGUAGUGCUUCGAGAAGACCAGCCCUUAUCCAACGCGAGUUUGAAAAUUGAGUUUACAAAGAGAGAGGGAGAGAGAGAGAAAGAGAGAGAGAGGGAAGCAAAGAAAGAAAGAGUAUUUUCGUCCAAUGCAAGCUUUUUUACUACUUCUUCUUCGAGACGUAGCUAGCGACGGAGAAGUUCAAUGGAGUACAUUAGAGUAUAUCAAAUUUCUUCAGAUGGAAAUUAUUCAGGUAUACGUAUGAUGUUCUGUCUUUCUUUUUUCUUUUUUUUUUUUAUAUAAUUUAUGUACAGAGAAAUCAUAGAGAAAUUUAUUUUCUUUUAUUACUAAACACGUGUCAUUAUUGGAGAUUGAAGCUUGGAUAAUUAACGACACGACCUGAUCGUUAACACCGAUCCAAUCACAGCGUCGACCACCGAGGAGUUAAUGAUCAAUCACCGUUGUGGCGUUGAUGAAAUUUCUAUCAUAAUACCAUCGGAAAUAUUGCUAUUUAAAGCUCCCUAGUGUUUGUUGAGUAAGACACUCGACGAUUAAAUUCAAGUCGAUCGAGUCUACUACUUUGUCAAAGAAUUAUUUCAUUGUGCGUUAUAGCGCAAAAAGAGAUUUCUUCAGACUCGAGGAAGAUAACGAGUCAGACUCGACGUAGGAUCGUGAAGAUUUUAAAAAAUAUUUGAGUCACACGUCUCUGCGUUCUUUAGGAAAAGCACGACGGCAUGGCAACCAAAGAUCUAUUCGCCGACUCGACAAAUGCAAUUUAACGAGCCGUUAGACGGAUGGAACGUUUUGGAGGGUAGAAGACCGGAAUGUCGAGACGAUUCCGUUUUGACCAAGAUCCCAUCGAGAGCGGCUGUACCCUUCAUAUUUCUCGAAGAUGGUUAUGCUAUCGUCGAUGGAAACGUCGAGGAACCGAUUGCACCCAACGAUUACUGUGCCGACGCCAAUGCUAUCUUUGUUUGCGUUAAGAAAACCCCGGAAGGGAAUCGUGCCGCGGCGACUAUGAAACCCAAGAUUAGGCGUUGCUGCGGAAAAUCUGCCGUUUUCCACGAGGGCAGGGAAUCGUGCGAUUUUGUAAACGAGUCGGAAGACACGACACCGUUAUUAGGAGACUCAUCGGCAAUGGUGGACAUAGUGUCAGGAUUUCCGGCUUGUCCUCGGGGGGACAAAUACACGAUCUUGGCCGACGUAAAAGAUGCCGUAUUGCAGUUGGACGGUAGCAUGAAAGUAGACGGUGUUAUUUUACCGAGCGGCCAGUUUUGCGUCGAGAGGAUCAAGGAACUCAACCAGGCGGUCAAGGUCUUCGCUUGCUCCGAACACGCACCGCAAAGACCACACGUGCAAGCAACAGACAUCAGAUUCACGCUCUAUCCGGUCGGCUUUAUCAUCAGCGCUGUGUUCUUGGCAGCCACCUUGGCUGCUGGUUGGCUGUUACCAGCGUCUCAUCACGUUUUGCACUGGCGAUGCCAGACUCAUCAUGUCGCUUGCUUGAUGCUUGGCGAUCUUCUCAUGGCUAUCAUUCAGCUAGCAGGAGAUUCCCUCCGCGGUGGAAGUUGCAAGGCUCUUGCUAUUAUGGCUCACUUCUUCUUCUUGGCUGCUUUCUUCUGGCUCAACACUAUGUGCUUCAACAUCUGGUGGACCUUUAGAGAUCUAAGACCAGCAAGUUUGGAGAAGGGCCAGGAGACCUUGCGGCUCAGAGUCUACGCUUGUUAUGCCUGGGGUGGACCCCUUUUGGUUGCGGGAUUGGCCGCCCUACUGGAUCAUCUUUCACCCCAGACUCAGUACACGUAUCUUAGGCCUCGUUUCGGGGAGAAGCAAUGUUGGUUCUAUGGUGACAUGGAAAUCCUUGCAUAUUUCUUCGGACCGAUCGGUGUACUUUUAGCCGUGAAUCUUUUAUUCUUUGCCGCGACCGCACGUGAAUUAACAUGCGGCUUAUGGAAGGGCGAAUUUGUCAAGAGUACUACAGAAAGAGCUGCACUGGGCCGAGUAUGUAUGAAGUUAGUAAUCGUGAUGGGGAUCACAUGGGUUGCUGACGUGGUCUCAUGGGCAGUAGGUGGUCCGCAAUAUAUCUGGUACUUCACCGAUCUGAUAAACGCCUUCCAAGGUGUACUGAUAUUCGCAGUGGUCGGUUGUCAACCUCAGGUCAGAGCAGCAUUGAAAAGACUUUGCAAUAGAAAUCCAAGAACGAACGCGGGACGACAGGGUAAUGGCCUGAGUACAACCAGUCAUGGGAUGCCUAGCAUGGGUGAUAGCGUUACGCAGAAUCCAAGUACUAAGACUGCACCAUUGGAGACCAUAUGUUAAAAAUCACCUCGAAGAUUGCUGAUUAAAGAUGAAUAACAACAAUAAGAAGAGGAAGAAGAAGAAGAAAUAAAGAAAGAAAUAAAAUGACGAAGAAGAUAAAAAGAGAGUCGGAAGACUAUUACACUAUCAUAGAAAAAAAACUUUUAACAUGCCGACUUUGGAAGAACGCAUUGAACGUUCGGCAAACAUCGACGGUCACUGCGUUUCCGUCCUAAGGUCGUUGACCUUGAGAACCCGUGGGUGUUUUGUCAGGAAUGAGAAAGCCUAGAGGCUGUAUUUCUAACACGCCUUCCUUUUUUUUUUCUUUCUCUCUGACGAACUUAUACGUGUAUGUAUACAUAUAUGUACACUAAAGACACAUACUUCGAGAUCACGUAUUAUAUAUACAUUUAUGUAUGUGUGUGUGUGUGUGUGUGUGUACGUUCGAGAAUACAAAACUUGCAUAAAAUCGACAAAGAAAACGAAAGGGAAGAUUCUUUGAAGUGACGAACUCGUCAUUCUAAUCGAAAAACUCGUUGUUAAAGUGUAUAAAGAAGAGGGAGAGAGAGAGAGAAAGAGACAGACAGAGCGAUUCACCAGAAAUUAUUAUUAAUAAAUUAUCGAUAUGAUAAUGUAUAAUCAUACAUGACUGAUGUAUAAUCAUACAUUUGUGGCCGAUUUAACCGAAUAGUCAUUGCGUCCACUUCUCUAAUGUCUUCGAAUCGAGCUUAGUUAUAAUACUUCUCUCUUUCACACGACUCAAACUCAAAAUUUUUGUAUAGGAAUGUGUAUGUGUAUGUGUACGAUCUUUUUUUUCUGAAACUUUGACGUGUUCUUUUUUAAAUCUGAUUCGAAUUUCGUCUAUUCAUACAAUCUCUCGUGGAUCAUAAUAAUUUUUGUGUUCGUAGAUAACGAUUGGGAUAUUAAUAUCGGGACCACAAAAUAAUUCGUGAUGUAGAUGAGUUAAGUAGAUUUAGAAGUAACCAAAUUCUAAAAAAAAAAAAAGAAAGAAUAAUAAAGGAGAAAGAAAAACAAUCGAUCAGCGAUCCACGAAUUUUGAUACAAGAUAAUAAUUAAUAAUGUAUCGUUUAUUGCCAUUUUGAAAUUUGAGAGAAUCAUUUCUUUGACUUGUUUGUCAUUUGGAAUGGCUAUUUUGCAUCGACAUUGAAAUCUCUCGUGAAAUCUAAAUUUUAUAUGUCAUUAAUUUUUUCUGUCGCAUCGACAUCGCAACAAAAAAAAGUCUUUACGUCCAAAAAUACUGCCAAGAAAAUGUUUGUAAAAUUGAGAGAGAGUUUUAUAACGUCGUAUUUUUAACAAUACUGCCAAUCUAUGUCAAAAAUCGUCUGGAAGUGUGCCAUUACAAGUACAUACAUAUUUAUAUAUAUAUAUAUAUAAUUUCAUCUGCAUUUCGCAUCGUCGAUUGAAAAUAGUCGAACGAAUAUCGAGAUACAUAAGUUUGAUCUACGUGAGUCAAAAAUUAGAUUCUUUUGGAUAGAAACGGGUAAGAUCAGAGUAUGAUCGACGAUUCGCGACAAUAUGUAUUAAAAAUUCGAUGCCUUUUUAAAUGCCUUCCAGAUGUCUGGCAAGUUUAACAUGCCGUAUUGAUCAAUAAUUAAUGUCAGAAUUUUCAGUAUUAUAUAUUUAAAUAAAUAAUUAAUAUUAUUAUUAUUAUUAUUAUUAUUAUGCUAUACUAUCGGAUAGCCAAUAUAAUACAAUAAUAUAAAAUUAUACAAUAUAUACGGUAAAAAAGAAAAUAUUAAUGUUGUUAAUAGAAUAAUAUUAUACUAUACUAUUGUGAGUAGCCACUAUUAUAUAAUAAUACAAAAUUAUACGAUAUAUAUAGUAAAAAAAAAAAAUACUAAUGUUGUCAAUAAAAUAAUAUUAUACUAUACUAUUGGAUACUCAAUAUAAUACAAUAAUACAAUAAUUUACAUAUAGUAAAAAAUUCUACUAUCCUUUAUUUGGAUAUAAAAUACUGAAACUUUUGACAUUUACUGUGGUUUACCUAAUAUUAGUAAAACACGAGUCGAUCAUCAAACGAUUUGUCGAUAGGCAACAUUAGAUUAGAGAAGAAAAAGUUUGUAAGAGCUUACGAAUUGUUCAGUCGAGAUUAGAAAUAGAGAGAAAUAAGGGGAGAAAGAGAGAGAGAGAAAAGAAUAAUUUUUUUUUCUUCGGGUGCAUCAAAGAGACUGAAAUAUAUUAGCCGUCAAAAAAAAAUUUCAGAUGGCCUUGAACAAAAACAACACACACGAUAUCCGCUGUCUCGAUUCGAACAAUCUCUCUCUCGAAGACACAUCGAAAUCGAUUUUAUUCAAAAUAUGUGGGCGUUCGAAAAAUAGAAAAAAGAAAAAAUAUGAAACGAGAGAUGGUCUUCGAAGAGUAGAAAAGAAAAAAAAACACAAACGGGUCAUUUUAGAAAGUCUAAUUAGUUCCUUUUUGUAGUAUGAAUGACGAAUGACAGAAGAGACAAACCGGUGUCUUCUUUUUCUAAGUGACUCAACUUGAGGACAUUCUACCUUCGUUGAUCCUUUUUUCUAACUAAUUUUAUGAUCCAAAGAAUGAAAAAAAAAACACAAGAAAAAAAAACAAAAAAAAGGAAAGAGAGAAAGAGGAGCAUCUCCUGCGUAUGUAUGUAAAAUUAUUACGACAAGACGUGUGUAUAUUUGUGCGUGCGUAUCUGUAUGUGUGUGUACGAAUGAUACCAUAUAAUUAGUGUUCAUCAUAAGUCAUUUUAAGUAAUGCGUAGAUCACAUAUUCUUUCAUAAAAUUCCCACAGUGACAGUCGUAUAUCCUGUUAUUAAUUCCAUGCGAUAUUCUGGAAUUAUUAUACAGAGAACAAAAAAAAAAGAAAAGUUAAAUAUACUUGCAAGAAUAAUAAUAGAAUAAUUUUGUUUGUUAAAAAUUUGUUUAAUGCACGACUGUCGCCGACUAGAGACUCAUUGUAUUCAUUCUUAAUUUGUCAUAACAAAACAUAUUUUAUUUCUCAUUAUUAUCAUUAUAUUAUUAAUAUUAUUUUUGUUAUUAAUACUAAACAACUGCCAAUACAAACGACCGGGCUCGAUAUAACACGAGUAACACUGGAAUAAUGUUAGCGUAUAUUAUUCCUACUGUAUAAAAAUGAACGCUUAGAGAAUAAUAGCAUCGGUAUGUAUAUAUGUACGUGUGUGUAUGUGUGUGUACGAAAAAUGUUUAAUGCGACAAAUUUUCAAACCCAAUAGAAAUCACGAAUUAUACAUUUCUUUUAUCGUCGCAUUUCAAAUAAUAAUCGAAUCCGAUAAAAACGUAAGCACACAUUUAUUCUCUUAGAAUAUUAUAUACUGAUAAUAGGAUCGAUGUGAAUCGAGAGAUAGAUCGUAGCCUUAAUAAAUUUAUUUAUUUCGAAUGAUAAAUGUAGGGAGAGAGAAAGAAAGAGAGAGAGAGAGAGAGAACGAGAGAGACAGAAAAAUAUAUAUAUAACAUAUAUAUAUAUUUUUUUGUAUGUAUGUAUAACGGUACUACGUGUAACAAAAGUAGAUGAUAGCUUGCCAGAGAACACGUAAAAUACGUAAUUAGAAUAUAAACCGGAAUCGUUGAUUAUGUUAUCAUUUUGUUUUUUAGUUUUCUUUUUUUUCUUUUUCCCUUUUUCUUCCUUUGAACGAAGAUAGCGGAAAGUGAAAGCUGAAUUCAUCGGGAUGAGGAAGAAGAAGAGGAAAAAGGAGGAGGAGAAGAAGAAGAAAAAGAAGAAGAGGAGGAAGAGGUAGAAAAAGAGGAGCAGGAGGAGUAGGAGGAGGAGGAAGAGGAGGAGGAGGAAGAGGAGGAGAAGGAGGAGGAGGAGGGAGAGGAGGAGGAAGAGGAAGGAGAAAGAGAAAGAGAAGGAUAACGUCGAGAUGGGUUCUUCGAGAGGAGGAGAUAGAAAGAUCAAAGACUUAAUGAAAGAGAAAGAGAAAGAGAAAGAGGAGAGAGUGAGAGAAGUGGGGUGUGCUGUUGGCACGAUCGUUUGUGGUACGAAAGGGGAAACAUCCCACUCGUCACUUUUUGCGUGUAUUCUUCGUUUAUCUCUAGCAUGUAGAAGAAGCAUCUCUCUGCCAUGGGGCGAAGUAAGAGAAAGAGGUAGUCGAUGAGAAGGCUUCUGCUUUUACUUUGACCAAAGAUACGAUGAAAAUAUAAAGAAAUAUGCAGACACCUCGAGAAUUUCGAGGAUACAAAGCGAGGCUACGGAAAGAGAAAGAAAGAGAGAUAGAGAAACAUAGGAAGAUAGAGGGAGAGAAAAGAGAGAGGGAGAGAGGGAGAGAGGGAGAAAUGACGAGAGACAAUAGUAUUAAAUCGUCGAGCAUAUUAAGGACGAUCGUAUAUUAUUAAAAGCCCGCGCGUCAACUACAUUUAUAACUCGUCUAUGGUAGAACACAGGAGAACGAGAUUUAUUAUUAGUAAUAAAGAGAAAAUAAAAAGUAAAAAAAUCAUUCAUAUUAUAAGCGCUCAAUGACUUCUAGCGUUCGAUUUACAAGCGCCGAUUAAAUAAAAUACACCAUUCCCAUACGAGAUGUAUCGUAAACAGUAUUUACUAUCGCACUAAUGGCAAUAAAAAUGAACUCCUAGUACGAA